AUUGUUCAUUUAAGACAACUUUAUCCGAAUAUUAUACUAUAUUCCAUUAGGAUAUUAUAUUAUAUAACUUGGAUUAAAGUCCAACUUGUUGGAUUGGCAAUUCAGCUUUUGGCAGCACGCCCAACAAAGGUGUUGGCAGCUACUAUGCUUUUGGUAAAUAAGAAAUAUCAAGAACAGGAGAGGAAGCAUAUUAUGAAGGUGAAGAUAUAUAGUGGAGGUUUCAAAGAGAGAGAUACCAUAAGUUUAAGUGACAUAUCUCUGUGAUGAAGGAACUCGCUGUCUGCUGAUAUAUUGUGACGAGGAAUUCUGCUGCCAUCGACCAUACAAAUAUUUGUUGAUUUCCAGCAAAAAUAUACAGGAUUUAUAUUGGAACGAUGAACAACUUACAGGAGAUGAGUGCUCCAGUUAAAGUUGAGGAUUUAGUUGAAGAGUUGCUAAUUGACACUAAGGACUUGGAGCCUGAACCUGGCUUUUUUCAGUGUAGCAUUUACAGGGUUCCCAAAAAGAUUCGUUCUACAAAUGAAAAAUUCUACACUCCUCAGUUAAUUUCAAUAGGUCCUUUCCACCAUGGUGACACAAAAUUAGCUGACAUGGAAGAGAAAAAAAAGAGGUAUAUGAAACAAUUUCUCCAAAGAAUAACAAGUGAGAAACGAGAUAAAAUCUUAACCUUCAUCAAAGACAACGAACAAAAAAUUCGUAAUUGUUAUGCGGAGAUAUUUCCCCUUGAAAGUCAUAAGUUUGUAAUGAUGAUUAUGUAUGACGCUAUAUUCAUCAUAGAACUUUUUGUAAAGAAUAAAUCCCGUCGUGAUAGAGCAAGUGAUGCAUUGCUAGCUACAGCAGCAGGGAGACAUACUUUAUGCAAAGACUUGGAAUUACUUGAAAAUCAACUUCCAUUCUUCGUUCUCGAUGAAAUAUAUAUGUUAGUUAAUUUUAAUAGCCCUCAGGUACCAACUUUCAUGGAGCUUUCUUGUUUGUUCUUCGGCUUUUUUAAAAACUUGAAAUUGACUAGGUUACCCAGCAAGGUAGAAAUCAAACAUUUCUGCACUUGGAGAAGAAUUACUCUACUGAAAGGCUACCCAAAUUCUGUACUAGAAUCGAAGGGAUGGAUUAAAGAUUUACCUUCUGCCGUGAAGUUGCAUGAGUCAGGAGUGCAUUUUGAGCGUGUUGAUAGAGAAUGCUUACUUGACAUCAAAUUUGCAUCCAUAAAGCGGCUAAUUCCAUUCUUUAAAAAAUAUGAGGUGCAAAUACCACGUUUGGAAUUAUAUGAGAACACCGAAUGCCAACUGAGAAAUAUUAUAGCUUUGGAGCAGUGUCGUUACACGUGGGAUUCUCCAGUUUGCAAUUACAUUAAAAUAAUGGAUUCUCUUAUCAAUACUGAGAAAGACGUUGAUUUGCUUGUUGCAAAGGGAAUUAUUUCAAAUCAAUUGGGGAACAACGCUUCAGUAAUACGUAUGUUCAACAAACUGAACGAAAACAUCCAUUUAAGUUUAUCCUCUUCCUAUAAAUGUUGCGAGGAUUUGAAAGCCCACUAUAACAGUCGCUGGAACAAAAGGAAGGCAACUUUGAGAAGUGUUUAUUUCAGCAAUCCAUGGAGAAGUGCAGGAACUGUUGCGGCAAUUAUACUCCUGUUGCUCACUGUCAUACAAACCAUAUGUUCUAUCAUGCAGGUUGUCUGAUUUUGAUUAAAACUUGUAUUAGUUUUUAGUUUGAAGCUUGUUAUAUUAAUAUUAUAUAUGUUUGCAAUAUACUUCUUACUGGCCGUGUGUAAUGUAUCUUCAGUGAUAUCUAAUAUUUGUGUUUUUCUCAAAAUUUCAUGAGAAAAUUAUCGAGCGAGUCUAAUCGGUUUGACAUUAAGAUAAAUUAAAAUCACCUCUGUUCCUCAACGCUACGGAUGCAAGCUGCAGCAACUCUGUUCUCCAGCAAAGCUGCAGCAACAGCAACAGCUACUCCAGCAAGCUGCAGCUGCUCUGUUCUCCAGCAAAGCUGCAGCUACUCUGUUUUCUCUAGUUCAUAUUCAAAGUAUUUGAAAGACUGUUCAACGGCAUAAACUACACAUUCCAUUAAGUGGCGUUAACUCUCAUUAGUGGGACGGUGCUCUUUUUCUUUAUACUGUGGAAGUAAAAAAAAAAUUCAACGAUUUUCAGAUCAAGGUACAAGGUCUCAGCUCUUUCUGCUACUGUUCUUGCUUGAAAAAACACUGAUUCUACCGUCUGGAAAUUGUUAAUUUGUGUUUGUUGGGUAAAUGUUGAAUGGCCAAGGAUUUUACUGUGAUAAAUCACAUGGAUUGCCACCUCAGAUCUUUUUGUAACUAUAUAAACAUUUUGUAAAAACCAGUUUCCGCAGUCAAUGAAAAAGAGAAGUUCAGUUCUCUCUCACUCAAAUUUUUCUGUUUGUUUUCUCUGGAAAGUUGUACACUUUCUGGUUUUUUUUCAUUCGGUCCUAGGAUUUCAACACAUGGUUGACUAAUCACCUAUACGCGUAGGAAAAAUUAUUUCAGAUUACAACGAUGCCUUGUCUUGGGGAAUAUAACAUUAGCCGAGGAACACUGUAACAAACUAACAAUCCUUGGAACAAAACGAUGGCGAUUUUAAGAAGAGUUUAUUUCAGCAAUCUGUGGUGAGGCACCGAAACUCUUGCAGCAGUUGUACGUACUCCUUCUGCUUACUAUCAUACAAACCAUAUGUUCUAUUUUACAAGUUGUGUGAUUUAUUGAUACUUGUAUUAGACCUGUACUAGUCUACUUUUGUAGUGUAAUUUUGCUUCUGAAUCUUCUAUU
This is a messenger RNA of Pistacia vera, 2776 nucleotides long. RefSeq names its product putative UPF0481 protein At3g02645. Bases 375 to 1676 code for a protein of 433 amino acids. The transcript has 2 exons. The record is from RefSeq and is a predicted model, not a curated record. Lineage: Eukaryota; Viridiplantae; Streptophyta; Magnoliopsida; Sapindales; Anacardiaceae.